UCUCUUUUGCUCUCCUCUGUUGGUAUGUUUCCCUUUAUAGUUGAGCCUCGGGUUGAUUCCGUCGUUUGUUUUUUUCCUUUUGGGUUCUUUUUCUAGAUUCACCCUGUAUAUGGUUCUUUUUUUUCUUUCUUGGGUUUCUCCUAUGUAUGGUUCGGCUGCUGAUUUGCCUUCUUCUUUUUUGUUGGUGCCAGCUCCAAAGAUCACUGCUUGCUACCUUAUUGCUGGUUUUCUAUUUUGGUGGUUGUUCGUGGUGUUUUCCACCCGGAGUAAGCAUGGAGGGUGUGGGCUGAGGUUGGAGGGAGGCCUGCAGUGUGCCUGGCCGUUUGGUUCUCCUCCGGUCCCUGGUUCUUCAGCAAGGAUUGUGAUUUCGAGCUGCACAGCUCUGUUCUGUCUCCGCUUCUUUUGCCUUUUGUUUUCUGGAACUCUCGGUUUUUUGGUCCGCUUGUGGGACUCUCGUUAUAGUUUAAGUUGCUGUGAUCAAGGAUUGUGAUUUCAAGCUGCACAGCUCUGUUCUGUGUGUGCUUCUUUUGCCUUUUGUUUUCUACAACUCUCGGUUCUUUGCUCCGCUUGUGGGACUCUCGUUGCGAUUUAAGCUGCUGUGAUCAAGAUGUCGAUCUCUAUGCUGAAAGAUAUACACUCGCGGGGUAGACACUGGACUGUUUGUACAAGGCUGUCAAGGAUGUGGGAUUAUCGUGGAGGCACCGAUGAUGGUGAUGUACGGCAUGUUGAUCUUGUCCUACUAGAUGCUGAGGGAACUGCUAUGUAUGCUCAAAUUGGAUCGGACAAUGUGAAGGAUAAGCAGCCUUUGUUUGCUGAAGGAAAAGUGUACAUGUUGAAGAGGUUUAGGGUCCUCAAGUCUAAACCUUCUUACAGGCCUGUUGACAAUGAAUUCAUGAUUGAGAUCACCUGCCACACAUUGAUUGAAGAAAAACAUGAUUUUCAAUCUGACUUCCCAAUGUACACAUACAACCUGACGAAAUUCCCUGAUUUGCCUUCGCUUGUUGGUGAGACCAAGUGUUUUGUUGAUAUUAUUGGCCUGAUCACAGAGGUGGCUGAUACAACCACAGUCCAACUCCAUAAUCAAAGCAGGGCUACGGUUCGAAGGGCAAUUACACUGAGAGACACUAGCAACUAUGAGAUCAAACUUUACCUUUGGGGUAAGAGAGCUUCUGAAUUUGAUGCUGAUAAGGUGUAUGCAGUUGGCCAAGAACAACCAGUCAUUGCUAUCUUUGUUGGAACACUUAUGAAAUCUUAUAAAGGCGAACAUUCGCUCAGUGGGAAUACAGCUUGUCGAUGGUACAUCAAUCCCGAUGUUCCUGAAGUCCAAGCUGUUAUAGACAGGUACAAGAUAUGCUUGAUGGGGACCGAUGGCACAGAUGAAGCAGAAUUUGUGUUUUUUGGUGAUAUGGGUCGUCGUCUUGUUCUUAAAGAUGUCAAUGUGCUAAUGAGAUCUUGUCGCAGCGCUGAUGGUAUUCCAAGUGAAAUAGCGUCGCUGGUAUCCCAAAAGUACCAUUUUACAGUUAAUGUAACCAGCAAAUGCUUUGAAAAGCCACAACGAUCAUACGAGGUGAAGCACAUCCAUUGUGCCUACAGCCGACAGAGUACCAUUCCAACAAUCAAGAAACCCAGUGAUACACCUACUGAUGACAAACACAAAGCUGUUUUAUCAAUUGUCGGUUCAUCCAGUGCUAUGCAACCACACAAGGACCAACACGUUCAAAACGUGAAAGAUACUCCCCCACCAAAAGACUCUCCAACCUUUACACCGCUAAAGACCAAACAGCCUCUUUCUGAGCACCCAAGUGAUGGCAAAAAAGAGAGAAAUAUACGUAGGCGAUUACUUAUGGAUAGAGCUUCAACUGAUGCAAAUUUAGACAAGCAUGAUGAUUCUCUUGAUGAUAACCUGGAAGAUUCUUUGGGUGAUGCUACUGCUAGGUCUCUCACUGGUUCCGAUGGUGAUGGUGGUUCCGAUGCUGAUGGUGGCGCUGAUUCAGCCUAGGCAAUCUUACUUGUUUUCCUAAAGAAAAAAAACAAACAUCAGGUGCCGGUUGUUCUUUUUUGGUGUUAAUAUCACUAGCGCAGGACCAUCCAGCUCAGAAAUAUAGCCUGUUGGCAUCCUGGUUGUAAAUAUGAAGUUAAUGGCCAGCACCAUCAUUUUGAUGUAAACAUGGCUCUAACCUGAAAACUGUUCACCCUCAGCCUUUGUAUAUAUAACUACUGUAACGAUUAGGAUCCUGGUUACGUAGCCUGCUGUUUCUAUAAUAUGAUUCACUGUCACUUUGCUACACUUUGCAUAUUUUGAUUGUCGACUAAGUGAAUGAAUCCUGCUUUAAUC
Molecule: messenger RNA, 2335 nt
Organism: Phragmites australis (common reed)
Lineage: Eukaryota; Viridiplantae; Streptophyta; Magnoliopsida; Poales; Poaceae
Exons: 15
Coding region: 608-1999 (463 amino acids)
Biological process (GO): DNA repair; DNA recombination; DNA replication
Cellular component (GO): nucleus
Molecular function (GO): DNA binding
Source: RefSeq, a predicted model, not a curated record